Messenger RNA from Anthonomus grandis grandis, 1066 nucleotides. RefSeq names its product PEST proteolytic signal-containing nuclear protein-like. NCBI's taxonomy places the organism in Eukaryota, Metazoa, Arthropoda, Insecta, Coleoptera, Curculionidae. Gene Ontology annotation, biological process: protein ubiquitination; proteasome-mediated ubiquitin-dependent protein catabolic process. Bases 346 to 756 code for a protein of 136 amino acids. The transcript has 3 exons. Gene Ontology annotation, cellular component: nucleus. The record is from RefSeq and is a predicted model, not a curated record.
CUCUUCGCAUCACUAGAAUAAAGAUUUUUCAUGAAGGAAAUGCUGAAAAAAACAACAGCAGAAACUAAAUGAAAUUUAAUGAAUUGUUAUAUUGUCAGUACCGAAAUUAUAAUUCAUAAUAAAUAAUUACAAUAAUCUUACUAGUGUUGGUGUUAUAAUACAAAAUAUUGCCCUAAUUUUCAAUAUUUUAUCUACUUUCCUGAUAGACAGAUAUUAAAUUUGUUGAUUGAUUCAGCUGAUAGUGGUUAAUUUGUGUAAUUUUUACUUUAUGUAUUCAUCCUUAAAUAACAAUUAAAAUCAACUUUAUUCAAGGAAUUAUGAGUUCUACAAGAACAGGAAAGAUUAAUGAGGACAGCAAAAGCUCUAAUGUGUUUGUUAGGGAGCAGAGAAAGAUCAAGAAGCAGAUCCCCUCUACAGGACUCAAAGAAAGAUGAUGGCAGAGAGAGAAAUAUCGGAUUGGCACCAAAGAACCGACUGAAGAGUUUAAGUAUUCAGAUGAAAUUAAAUCCUAAUCAGAAGCCAACAUCGAACAAGCCCAAAAUGACUGUGGCAGCUGUAUUUAAUCAAGACAGUGAUGACGAACCUGAACAAAUGCCACCAGAGGCUAGAAUGAGAAUGAGAAAUAUUGGAAGAGAUACACCCACCUCUUCAGGACCUAAUUCCUUCGGUAAGACGAAGCAUGGAUUUUCAGACGCAAAGAAAAUAUUUGAAAAGAACCUUAAGGAGGCCAUGGAGGCGGCAAGAGCAGACGAUUAGAUGAAUUUUAAGAAGUUAUACAUGCAUGAGGCUGCCAAUAUUUUUUGGUUACAGACAUUAUUUAUUAAGGUACAAAUUAUCUUUUUAAACUGUAAUAAUCUACUUGUCACUCAAGAAAACCAAAUCGUCUUACUUAUAGAUGUUAUUAGGUUUAGAAGAGCUAUAAUUAUAGAUAAUAUUAACGCAAUAUUUGUGUAUAAUAAGAGCAAUUGACAUAUUAAGUUGUAGUAAUUUAUUAGAAAAUUUUAAAUUGUUGAAAUAGUUCUAUCCUCCCAAUAUUCUAGCACGAAUAAAAACUUUAAAAGAAAAA